Lodderomyces pseudojiufengensis is the source of this 255-nucleotide messenger RNA. The record is from the annotation of a RefSeq genome assembly. Lineage: Eukaryota; Fungi; Ascomycota; Pichiomycetes; Serinales; Debaryomycetaceae.
AUGUUAGCACUUAUAUCAAUAUUAUUAUUAUUUUAUAUAAGUCAAAAUAAUUUAAUAACAUUAUUAAUAGCAAUAGAAAUAUUACUAUUAACAGUAACAGUUAAAUUAAUAUAUCUAGGUGGUGUAUAUGAUGAUAUAUAUGGAACUAUAUUUAGUAUAGUUAUAAUUAUAUUAGCUGGUGCUGAAUCAGCUAUAGGUUUAAGUAUAUUAGUAUCAUAUUAUAGAUUAAGAGGGAAAGUAGGUCAUACAAUCUAA